Molecule: messenger RNA, 1702 nt
Organism: Notechis scutatus (mainland tiger snake)
Lineage: Eukaryota; Metazoa; Chordata; Lepidosauria; Squamata; Elapidae
Source: RefSeq, a predicted model, not a curated record
CAUAAAAUUAUCUCCAUGGGUUUUUUUAAAAUCCCUCUCUUUUCUGUCAGCUUGUGCCUAUGUGGUCAUGCACUUCAUAAGUCAAGAUUGUCAAAUGAGACUCAGCAGCCAAGUUCUCUGAAAAGCUAAUACCCAACUUCAAAACAAAUUAUAACAGUACGUCAGGAAUUACACUCCUUCUAAGCAUAGGUGGAAGAAACUGUCUUCAAGCUGUUCCAUUUUAAUAUGUCCCCUCUCUUGGAAAAGUAGUCCCAGAUGGCUAUCAUGCAACUGUUCUCCUCACUGUAACUUUGCCAAAGCUAAGGAUAAAUAAGACGUACCAGGUAAAACAGGAUUCCAUUUUCCUGUCCCCUUCUUGCUGUGCAAUCUCAUCCUUCUUUUGCAGCUCUAUCAAGAUGUGUCACCCCUUUCCAGCAUUCCUAAUGGUUUCCAUCAUUCUCAUGCGGCCAGGCACCUUUGCUCAUGAGUUUCCCAUUCAGAGUCAACAUCAUCACGAUCAAUAUUGGUACCAGACAACAGUAGAUCAAAUCCCAGUGAUCAGUGGAGGCACCUGCAAAGUGAUUGCUGUCAAACGCUGCUGCAACCGCAACCAUAUUGAAGAACGGUCCCAAACUAUCCAAUGCUCCUGUCUCCAAGGCAAAGUGGCUGGCACAACCCGUGGCAAACCUUCUUGUGUGGAUACCUCCAUUGUGACAGGAAAGUGGUGGUGUGAUAUGCAGCCCUGCCAGGCUGAAGAGGAAUGCAAAGCAUUACCUGACAACUCAGGCUGGAUGUGCUCCUUAGGAAACCGUGUUAAAACCACCAAGGUAAGGCCUCUCACAACCCUGACAAAAGUCACGUCUGUACAGGAUGCCACUUCUUUUCCUGUAUCUCAAAUGUGUAUCUAGUCUUAAGGAAUGUGAAGGUUUUGUUUCUUUCUUUUUAAGCCCAUUGUACAAAUAGUGGAGGAGAUUUGAUUUCCAUUUAACAAUUAAUCAUGGCUUGUUUUUCAGAUCCAUCCCAGGAAAUAAAAGUCUGUUAUAAUGGAAAACCCAUCUCUGAAGAGGGCAUGACAGAAUUUCAAGUAGUGGAAUUAUCAUCAACUUCAUGAUGAAUACUAGUGGGUAUGCAAACUUUUUGUCCACUGGGGAGGACAAAAACAUCAUAUUGCUGGAUGCACUGUGACUUUGCAGAAGACAAUGCUGCUUUUUGUUAAAGGAAAUGGAAUCAAAGACCUUUCAUUAACAGAAGGAAGAUUUAGCCCUAUUUGGGGGGUGGGGGGAACAGUAGAGCAAGUUGGUUCAAAUGAUUCUAAACUUUCUUGUGAAACACUGCUGAGACAUUUCCUAUAUAACUAUCAUUUUUGUCAAACGGAUAAUUAAAUUCUCCAAAACAGAUGCAAAAAAGCCAGUUUUGUAUUUACAUCUGUAAUAUAAUACAGAGUAUUUCUUUACAAUGAUAUUGAAAUACAAUUGCCCCACCAUUAGGCGAUCUUCAAGCUGGAGAAAAUGGACUACUAGGUCUUUAAAAUUUUAAUCCUAUCUUAAUAGGCCAUUUGAAUUCUGAAUUGAGGUCCUUAGCCCAAAAGGCCAAGUAUAUAAAACUGGAACUAAAAUUAUAUUGCCGGAUUAGAGGUGGCUUGGCUUAGAUGGGCAGGGGGCGGAGGGGUAAUGUCAAUUUAGAUCCCAAAAGAGCUUUGGGUUGUUUAGUAUCUAUAACUAAA